CCUGGGCGCUUGUUUUGUAGGUCUUGAUCCUGCAGCCUAUUCUAAAAAGGUAGGAGAAGUCUGCUUCCUCUUUUGCACCAGACCUGAGUUGGGUCACUGUGGUAGGUAGUCAAGUCUCUGGUCUCUUAGUCGGUGGUACCUCAAUGGUCUUGGAGCUAUCCAAAUAAACCCACGUCUAACCAGAUAUCCUCAAGUUCUCUGCACUUGCAUCAAAGUUUCAGCACUUCAGUGUUGUUCACUCGGCUUCUUCACCCGACAUCCAAGUUUCCCUAUCGCCGUUCGAGGAACGCUUCCAUGGAUCAGUCAAAGUACCGCAUGGCCGGCGUGCAGGACAAGCUGGAGGUGCUGGGGGUGGAGGACGAUGCGGGCAAUCCCAUCAGCGCCCUGACCAUCCUGUCGCUGCUGGAGCGUGUGGCAGGCAUCAUCGACAACGUCCAGGCUGGCCAGCAGCGCAUGGAGGAGCAGCAGCUGGACCUGGAGACCAACAUCAAGACCAUCCAGGGUGAUGUCCUGAAGCUAGCCAAAGACCACACCACCACCAGUGGCACCGUGGAGAAGCUGCUCCAGAAGACGCGUAAGGUCAGCUCCAAUGUCAAGGAGGUGCGCACGCGGGUGGAGAAGCAGAACUUGCGUGUCAAGAAGGUGGAGACCACACAGGAGGAGCUGCUGACCAGAAACAAGUUCCGGGUCAUCAUUUAUCAGGGGGAACAUGAGAUCCCUUCGGUGGCCGUGACAAAGACCCCAAAAGGAGCUGUUGGUAUGGAGGGGUUGGUGAUCGAACCAGACACCUACGAUGUCCCCGGGGACAUCUCCUCAGAUGAGGAAUACAUGACAGUGGACGAGACUGAAGGAGGAUCCAGAACUGCCCGCUUGAAGGCGUCAGGCAUGAAGGGCAUUGAAAGCAUCAAGCAGGCCUUCUCCAAGGAGACCAUGACCAAGACCAAGGACAACUUGGGCACCAAGUUCCACAACAUGGGCGAGAAAAUGGUGCCCCCCGAAAGACGGGAGAAGAUGCACCAGGCCAGCGAGCGCAUCAAGCACUCUGGCGAGAGGCUGAAGGAGAACAUCGCCAAGAAGGCCCCCACCAAGGAGUCCUUCCGCAUCAAGCUGAAGAAGGAGAGGACCGUGGCCGAGGGCCAGGAGGGAGCUGAGGCUGACGGGGAGGUCGAUGAGGCGGUGACCCCAGUCAAGGGAAGAAAAAGCCCGGAAGUCAGUAAAACCCCAGUAGUAACCUACACGGAGGUUGUAACGGAGAGGGAAACCAAGAGGGAGGGUCCCGUGGAGGAGCCGGCCGCCAUCCGGAUAGGGGAGGUAGGGAAAUUCACUGUGGAGGCAGUGGAAGAGGGCAAGGAGGACGAAUACGACAGGAAGUAGAUCUCCAGCAUGUUGCCGCAACACAACGAGAAGUCACCAAAAUAGGAAGUGAAGCCGGGUAGGAAGAGAGCUUGCGGUGUCUUGCAAGAGAGAGAUGGUCUGUGACGAAUCAACAUGGACGACAGACAAUUUACAUUAUCAAUCCGUUUCAAAAUCAAAGAGAUACUUCUGCUGAAUAUACAGUAACAGCCAAAAGUUUGUACACAACUAUUCAUUCAAGGAGUUUUCUUAAUUUGUUUUUUACAAUUUUCUACAUUGUAGAAUAAUAGUGAAGACAUCGAAACGAUGAAAUAACAUAUAUGAAUCAUGUGAAAGUGGUUGAUAGAAUGCCCGGAGUGUGCAAAGCUGUCAUCAAGGAAAAGGGUGGCUACUUUGAAGAAUCUCAAAUAUAUAAUAUAUUUUGAUUUGUUUAACACUUUUUUGGUUACUACAUGAUUCAAUAUGUGUUAUUCCAUAGUUUUGAUGUCUUCACUAUUAUUCUACAAUGUAGAAAAUAGUAAAGAUAAAGAAAAACCCUUGAAUGAGUAGGUGUGUCCACACUUUUGACUGGUACUGUGUAUACUGACCAGUCGACAGAGGAGUGGAAAGAGUUCUGUGACUGACCUGAUAAUCUAUAAAGAUUGUGUUUCUUCUGGGGGUGUCAGAUGUUGGUAGGUUGACCCACUGUCGUGUGUCAUUGAAAUUGGCUGUUAUUAUUUUCAACUUGGGAAUGAUUUUUAACGAUAUGGGUUGUGCGUGGACACAUUCACACAAGAACACAGAGAAAUGUGUCAAAUGUAACAUUUUCAUGGAAAGACAUAUUGGGAUGAAUUCAUGUCAGGGGUUGUUUGGGGCAACAGCACAUAAGUAUUGGGCACAUUGGUAACUACUGUACAUGAACUGCUAUGUUGCUUUUGGCGUUAAAGUUAAGUUACACAAAAACAAAUUGUUCCCAGAUGUUUGGUUGCUAAUCGAUUUCAUUUGACUAGUCAAGAAAAAAACGCUCGCAAGUUAGAAAUGAAUUUCCACAAAGUGUUUGGAAGGGGAAAGAGUUUAACUGAAAGGAGAAAAGAGAGAUUGCAAAGUACCUUUGAGGUGAUUCUGAAGGUUGAGGAAGUUUGCGUAUGAUAUUGAUCUUAAAUCCGAAUGUAAAAUGUUGUACAUAGCAUAACCGUAAUAAUGAUAUUGGUCAACACAGAUCUCAGCUGGCCUCUGAAGAGUUUGAAAAAAGUCAAACUAUACAGAUAUAAAACUACUGUAUAUAGAUAUAAAUGAUUGAGUUCUGUGUGUUUCAAAAUCCAACAAGGAUUGACCAUUUGGUUACAAUGGGUUCUAUGGCAAGGUUACAGACAAGAUGCAGUAGGUACCAAUGGGUUCUAUGGUUACAGACAAGAUGCAGUAGGUAACAAUGGGUUCUAUGGUUACAGACAAGAUGCAGUAGGUAACAAUGGGUUCUAUGGUUACAGACAAGAUGCAGUUGUUAACAAUGGGUUCUAUGGUUACAGACAAGAUGCAGUAGGUAACAAUGGGUUCUAUGGUUACAGACAAGAUGCAGUAGGUAACAAUGGGUUCUAUGGUUACAGACAAGAUGCAGUAGGUAACUUUUAAUUUAGCCAUUAACAAGCAGACGCAUCGUAAUAACAGUUGAAGAGUAUGUUGAAUCAAAAUGUAUCCAUAUGGUCGAAAAGCACACUAACUAUUUAGCCUGGAAUAAAAAUGCUUUUCUAUUACAAGAGGGAGGUCAUGCAAAGCUUGAGAGUUAAAUGUCAUCUUUCAACUGAACUAUGCGCUGUGAAUUGAAUUUGGUCUGAGGAUAACUAGAUCGUAGUGUGUAUGAUUGUGUAGUGUACUAGUGUUAAUAAAAAUUAAAAUAUAUAUAUUUGAGGAACGCAUUAAGUCAUGUAAAUGGCUUUAGGGGUACCUGUAACAUUUAUGGCACUAGAAGGUUUUGAGCACUGAUGUAAUUCUGUGCAACACUAAGAGGACUUCGACAGAAAAGGUAACACGUGUAUAAACCUAAGUCGUUUCAAAGUCAUUUUUUUUUCUGAAUACAGUUUACAGCAUGUUUAUGCCCUUCUUUUGAUCACCUAGAGGUGCAUUGUUUGUUAUGCUAAUAAUGGCAUCAACUAUCCAAAGGGCAAUGUACAUUCUGCUGUGCUCACAUAUCUGUGAGUCUAACUUGUAGACCUACAGUAAUUCAUGUUCAACCACUAAGAAACGUGUAUGUUAAUAUACUAAUGCAUUAGGCCUAAGUCAUGUGGAUUCGACUGAUUUGAGCCCAGAGUAUUGACGUCAAUGAGUAAUGAGAAGUACAAUAGGUAGUGGUGUGUAGUUGAAUUGUUUCUUACUAGUUCACAGGAAAUGAUUGUCAACGAAGUAUGUGUGCUACAUAAUUUACAAAAAUGUGUAGUCACUUUUUUUAUUAUCUUUUGCCAGACCCCUUGCCAAAUAUUUCCUAAAAGUGCCAAUGUUUUCUUGAGUUCACCAUCCAGGCUUUGUCGCUGUUCUUAGCAAAUGAACAUUGAUUCUGGGAUUGUAUCCUGCAAUAAGGCACAUCCUUUUAUUCAUCUGCUAUUGUCAGAUAGAAAUAGGUUUGAUGAAAGUCGAAUGGCUAUAUUGAUGGAAAACAACAAUUGUCAUUGAUAUGCAUUGUGGCGUGUGACACGUGCAGCAUCACAUAUAUUCAUGAUCGUUUUCUUUUUGUAUUAAUAAAGGCCUAAUGCCACCUGUAUUAAUCAAAACAA
Messenger RNA from Oncorhynchus keta (chum salmon), 4097 nucleotides. RefSeq names its product caveolae associated protein 4a (gene cavin4a). The record is from RefSeq and is a predicted model, not a curated record. Gene Ontology annotation, biological process: regulation of gene expression. The transcript is spliced from 2 exons. Lineage: Eukaryota; Metazoa; Chordata; Actinopteri; Salmoniformes; Salmonidae. Gene Ontology annotation, cellular component: caveola; cytoplasm. Bases 295 to 1374 code for a protein of 359 amino acids.